CAAAACAUUCCCUUCUCCACCUCUGUUUUUGUUUUAAUAAUAGUAGUUGUAAUAAUUAUAAAUGAAGACUCCAAGAUUUGCAGCAGAUUAUACUACUUACUCAGGAGAUCAUGAACAUGGAAUAUCCUUUUUGCAGCAUGACUGAAGUUAAAACAACCAAAAGAGAGAAGAACAAGACCAAAAGAAAAUUCAGCGACGAUCAAAUCCGAUCGUUGGAAUCGAUAUUUGAAUCCGAAUCCAGGCUCGAUCCACGAAAGAAGUAUCAGGUGGCUAAAGACUUGGGGUUGCAGCCACGACAGGUGGCCAUAUGGUUCCAGAACAAGAGAGCCAGAAGGAAGUCGAAGGACCUCGAACGAGACUACGCCAUCCUACAAGACAAUUACAACAAUCUAGCUUCCAAGUUCGAAGUCCUAAAGAUAGAAAAACAAGCUUUACUGUCUCAGUUGCAGAAGCUGAACGAUUUGCUUAAGAAGCCGAAAGAGGAAAAGCAAUGUUGUGGACAAGUUGAUGACAAGUUGAGUUUUUCAAUGGAAAGAUCGGAACAUGCACUCAGAGUGUUGUCAGAUGAUGAUAGUGGCAUAGUGAGAGGCUAUUUUAGACUAGAAGAAGAGCCUGAACUUAUAAGCAUAGUGGAACCAGCUGAUGGUGCUUUAACAUCACCGGAAGAUUGGCACAGUUUUGAAUCUGAUGUUCCCUUUGAUCAGUCCGGCAGUGGGUAUCAGUGGUGGGAUUUUUGGUCUUGAACGAAUGAAGUGAUGAAAAUAAAUUAUGGAGGAGAAUGUAUGUAAAUAAUCUUCAUUAUGUAAA
Molecule: messenger RNA, 807 nt
Organism: Hibiscus syriacus
Lineage: Eukaryota; Viridiplantae; Streptophyta; Magnoliopsida; Malvales; Malvaceae
Product: homeobox-leucine zipper protein ATHB-12-like
Exons: 2
Coding region: 111-743 (210 amino acids)
Biological process (GO): positive regulation of DNA-templated transcription
Cellular component (GO): nucleus
Molecular function (GO): sequence-specific DNA binding; DNA-binding transcription factor activity, RNA polymerase II-specific
Source: RefSeq, a predicted model, not a curated record